This is a messenger RNA of Melanaphis sacchari, 1322 nucleotides long. Its product is annotated as MAD2L1-binding protein-like. Bases 190 to 1074 code for a protein of 294 amino acids. The record is from RefSeq and is a predicted model, not a curated record. Gene Ontology annotation, cellular component: nucleus. Gene Ontology annotation, biological process: regulation of exit from mitosis. Lineage: Eukaryota; Metazoa; Arthropoda; Insecta; Hemiptera; Aphididae. The transcript has 5 exons.
AUUGUUCGAACGUCAAACCUAACGUUUUUUCUGAUGAGUUAAAAUUUUGAAAAUUUUUCACGAGAUGCUGUUUAAUUAAAAUAUUAGCGCUGCCAGUAAAAUUAUCAUAGGUCCAAUCGCUUUUCGAUUAAAGUAGUAUACAGCUUACUGACAUUGUAUUUGAUACGACUGCGUUGGAUUACUACUACAAUGACAACCUGCGAAGUAUGCGUACACUUGUCCGACAUCAUGACACCACUGUCGUUUUCCAGCUUAAUCACAACGCUAAUAAAAUAUUUGGUCUAUGAAAAGCAACUAAUCCCAUAUCCUUAUGACCGUUUGAAGUUAUACGUGCAGAAAUACAAAGAGCUGAACUUUGAGGAAAACAGUCGCUGUAAUCUUAAAAAUAAAUACAAACUAGAGUCUGAGAAAUACUAUAAAAAAGUUUCAGAUGCGAUACAAAGUCUUGAAACAGUUUUCCAGUGCAUUGAAAAUGAAUUUCGUAGCCAUGAAGAAAAUCAUAUAGAAUCAGUUGUAAUAUUAAUUGGAUCAAGUGUACUUAAUCCUUUGACUGUAUUUAAUAUAAAUGUACCAGAAUUAAGUUAUUCACAUUGUGAGAAACAACAUUCUUCUAGACAGCACAUAGAUAAUGUAUUUAGGAAUAUUUUGAAUAAUGACAAGUUCAAUGAUAUAUUAACAUCAAAUAUAAUGGUUGAAACAAACUUAUAUGUGAUGUUCAAAGUAAAGAAAGGUGGAAAAAUGGCUACUAAUUGGUGUGUGCCCAAGGAGCAGUUUCGUAGUUUCCGGGGUAAGCAAGUAGUCUUGAGAUUUGAUCAACCACGUGAUGAGAUCAACGCGAAGAAAUAUGAAACAUGUUGCAACAAAGACUGUUUAAAUUUUGAAGUAUUUGUUGAUUUUGACAAUCAGACAAGUGUACAAACAUUGCAAACAUUUAAUAAUACAUUCACAAAUAGUGUUGUUGAUUGGUAUUUAGGAAAACAUCAUAUAACUGGUUUUAAGAAUUAUAAAUACAAUGGAAUUCCUAUAUCAGAUACUUGGUUGAAUCCAACUAUCAUUGAUCAUUUAAUAUCAUAACCUUAUCCAUGGUUUAAGGAUAGGAAUUUUUAGACAAAUUAGACAAUUUUAUUUUUACAUAAUUAUAUACCUACUCAAAUUUGUCAAAUAUGAAUCUUACUAUUAACAUAAUUUUUUAGUUUCUUUUUAUUUGUAUGUAUUGUUUGUUUUUUGUAAAUUCCAUUUAUAAACAACUCAUGUAUUGAAUUAUGUAAUUAUUGAAAACAUAUAAAUAUCAUUUUCUUGCCAAUACAAUAAUUAUUGACAAA